CCACACACACACACACACUCAGCUGACUCUUCUGACAUGUUUCUGUCUUGAACAGACUUCUUCUUCUUCUUCUUCUUCUUCUUCUCCAAACCUCCUCGCGGUUCUUCCGGUUCUAAACUUCACCGGGGUGUCGGUGUGGGCCUGUCCGUGUCUCGGCUGCUGUUCCGGAGCUCCAGGACUUCGUCGGCCCGGGUCGGUGACUCUCCUUCCGUUUGGAAAAGUUCCCGGAGCCCCGGAGGAGCGGCGCGGGGAGGGGUGGGGGGGCCGUUACUCCUGGAGAUUUACCGGCGGGGAUCGAGCCCUGACACCGGGCAUUAAUCAGCGGAGCUCCGGAGCUGCGGACACAAGCGGAGGAAGAGGGUCCGUGGAAGAUACCGGGACACCACAGAACCCAGGUCCGGGUCCGGGUCCAGCCCCGCCCCCUCCUCCAGUCCUGGACCGGAUCAUCCAACAGACUCCGAGCGGAACCGUCCGGAACCCGGUCCAUGGCAUCCUUCAUCUUCUUUCUCCUCUUCCUCUUCAUCAUUUUGGGGGGAACGACGCCGGCGGUUGGUCAGUCCAGCGACCAAUCAGAGUGUUAUGACUGGGGCGAGUCCAGUGAAAGUGCAGUCGCAGUGAUGGAGGCGGAGUCUGGGUGGUUGUCCUGCCCCCUCUUCUCUCACCCAUCUGUCUACAACUACUCGUCCACCCAGAACCCCGGACACAACCUGUUCUGGUACCGCCUCCCUGAAGGACAUGACCUGGAGCAGCCAAUCACAUACAGCUCUCGGAUCAGUAAAGACAGAGAGAGACUGUGGCUUCAGCCGGCCCUCGCCAAUGACACCGGACACUACAUCUGCAUGCUCCGUAAUUUGUCUUCGUGUUCGAAGAUCGCCAUGCGUCUGAAGGUGCUGCGGCGAGACGACGUGGUCCCUGGCAACAGCUGUUUACCUGCCGUUGCUAUGGCAGCCACUCCGGUCAUGAUCCCCCUUCAGCAGGGAGCUAAAGUGGACUGCCCCGACCUGCAGAACGCCAACAAGAUGGCCGACGGCGAGCCCACCGUCACCUGGUUCCAUGGUUGUAACAAGUUUCCUUUUGGCAGCAGUGACCGUCAGCUGAAAGGCGUGAGUCUGCAGGUCCAUGUGAUGAUGGACCACUACCAGGGUUUAUAUUACUGCAGGGUCCAGUACCAGAGGAGAGGACAAACCCUGAACUUCACCAGGAUGCUCAACAUCACCGGCAUCUACCCCGACUCCCUGCCCAAAGUACCCAGCAUCCUCCAGCCCACCAAAGACAAGGUCCUCAUCGUCCGACAGGAUAAGGAGGUGCGCCUGGUCUGCAGAGGCCUGUUCCCAUAUGUGGACUCACCCUGGGACAUCUGGUGGACCGUCGACGGGAAGACGGUGGAGCAGCUCAACGACAGUCGAUUCUCCAAAGUCAAAACCAGGCAGGUGAAGUACGACUACGGCGACCGCCAGGAGGAGAGCGUCCUGGUCAUCCACGACUUCCAGGCUGACGACAGGAACAGAGAGUUCAACUGCUCCGUCAAGAACGGCCGUGGUUUUGAGACGCGCCGAGUUCGCCUGGACGUGGAGGUGGUGCUGCCGUCGGUCGAGCUGGGAUGUGGACUCGGGGUCACUCUGGUCCUCAUGCUGCUUCUGUUCGUGGUUUAUCACAUCUUCUGGCUGGAGCUUCUGCUGCUCUAUCGCUCCUGGUUCGGCACCGAUGAACGCCAUACAGAUGAUAAGGAGUUCGACGUCUACAUCUCGUACGCCAGGAACAGCGAAGAGGAGACGUUUGUUCUGUCCACGCUUCGCCGGGUUCUGGAGAACGAGCUCGGAUAUUCUGUGUGUAUCUUCGACAGGGACAGUCUGCCUGGAGGGACCAUCACAGAUGAGACUCUGAGUUUUGUGGCCCGUAGUCGGCGCCUCCUGGUGGUGGUGAGCCCAGGUUAUGCGUCCCAGGGCUCCCAGGCCCUGCUGGAGCUGAAGGCUGGGAUCGACAGCAUGGCGCUGGGGGGGCACCUACGGGUAAUCCUGGUCCAGUACAGGCCGCUCCAGCGGCAGGGCUGGGUCAGGGAGCUCCGAGGGGCCCGGGUGGCCCUGGCCCUGGUCCGUUGGCAGGGGGACAAAUCCGAGGACCUGACGUCCCACUUCUGGAAGAGGCUGAGGGUGGAGUUACCUGUGCGUAGGGUCAACAGUAAGGAGGAGGGGGGCAGUGGUAAGGACGUAGCUCUGAUGAGGCUCAGCAGUCAGAACAGCACCAACUCCCAGACAGGACUGAUCAGCAACACCGUCAAACACCCGGAAAACGUCUACAACUACGCCGCGUAGCAGGGCGAUGAAACCGCCACCGAGAACCGGACCAACGCAGAAAAUGCAUCAGCCUUUACCUGUAAAAA
Messenger RNA from Sphaeramia orbicularis (orbiculate cardinalfish), 2380 nucleotides. RefSeq names its product interleukin-1 receptor accessory protein-like. Gene Ontology annotation, biological process: signal transduction. Gene Ontology annotation, molecular function: interleukin-1 receptor activity. Bases 486 to 2312 code for a protein of 608 amino acids. The transcript has 12 exons. The record is from RefSeq and is a predicted model, not a curated record. NCBI's taxonomy places the organism in Eukaryota, Metazoa, Chordata, Actinopteri, Kurtiformes, Apogonidae.